Molecule: messenger RNA, 873 nt
Organism: Capsella rubella
Lineage: Eukaryota; Viridiplantae; Streptophyta; Magnoliopsida; Brassicales; Brassicaceae
Product: heme-binding-like protein At3g10130, chloroplastic
Exons: 1
Coding region: 21-764 (247 amino acids)
Source: RefSeq, a predicted model, not a curated record
AACAUAACCUUAUCGGAUAAAUGCUAACCACACGUUUGCGUUUAGUAACCGAAAGAACCAAACUGAUAAAUACUACUUCUUCUCCUAUGGGAAUUGUUUUUGGUAAAGCUUACAUAAUGGGAAUGGUCUUUGGUAAAAUCGUUGUUGAGACACCCAAGUACACGGUCACUAAAUCCGGCGACGGUUACGAGAUCCGUGAGUAUCCUCCGGCGGUUGCGGCGGAGGUUACAUACGAUGCGUCGGAGUUUAAAGGUGAUAAAGACGGAGGCUUUCAGGUACUGGCUAAGUACAUAGGUGUGUUUGGCAAACCUGAGAACGAGAAGCCGGAGACAAUUGCGAUGACUGCUCCGGUGAUCACCAAGGAAGGUGAGAAGAUUGCGAUGACUGCUCCUGUGAUCACGAAGGAGAGUGAGAAGAUUGAGAUGACUUCUCCGGUUGUGACUAAGGAAGGUGGUGAACAAGGAGGGAAGAAGAUGGUGACGAUGCAGUUUCUGUUGCCGUCCAUCUACACGAAGCCGGAGGAGGCGCCGCGUCCGACUGAUGCGAGGGUUGUGAUUAGGGAGGAAGGUGGGAGGAAGUACGGUGUGGUUAAGUUCAGUGGUACUGCGUCGGAGAGUGUGGUGAGUGAGAAGGUGAAGAAGCUCACGAGUGAUCUUGAGAAAGAUGGGUUUAAGAUCAACGGGGAUUUCGUUCUUGCUAGGUAUAAUCCUCCAUGGACGUUACCACCGUUUAGGACCAAUGAGGUCAUGAUUCCUGUUGAAUGAAUGAUCCAAAGUCUCCAGCUUUUAAUCUCAAAGAACUUGUAUUUUCACUGUCUCUCUUUGUAGUUAAGAAGCAUAACAAUAAUGUAUACAAAGUAAGCUUUUGGUUUUA